AUGGUCCUGGGGGCCGUAAAACGGACAGAGCCCUACGCAAGACUGGCUAAAACACUCGGGAACGUUCCUGUCGCUCGUUAUACUCUACUGGAAAAGCCAAAGCCUUGGUGGACAACUCUUCUCCAUGGUUUCCAGAAAAAGCGCCACGGUGGAUCGCGAAACUGGGCUAUUAUUGCCUCAUGUAUAGUUUACAUACUUGCUAUACUUGGUAUUUCGCCCAUAUCUGCUGCCCUACUCAGUUCAAAGGAGGUGCAGAAGGGCGAUACCGAGAGCUUUGUCCGAUUGGCUCUGCGCAACGAUUCUGCGCACCCACUGCAACCUCGAGCGAAGCGAGACACAUAUCUCCAGACUACGGGUGCGAUCCUGAAAAACUACAGCACAUCUCCUUGGAUAACAGACGAUUACCUUAUCAUGCCAUUCUGGCCCUCGAACUCGCCACACGUUGAAUCGCCUUGGACUUUUCGAUCCCUACAAGCAGACAGCUGGGAGGCGAACACGACUGUGUUUCGGAACGAUUUUGUCUGCACAGAUCUUCGUCUGAGUAAGAAGGACAUGUAUCUCAGGCAUGCUGUCAACAGCUCAGACUCGAUGAACGAUGAGACACUUCGGUACAACAAAACGUACGUGGCCUCCGUCCUCUUGGAGUCAGACCAUGGUUGCCACUUCAAUCUCACCGUGAAUGCGACAGCCCAGUACGGAUACGAGAAUGUGGAGGUGACCGGAAACUGGAUAUCAUGGGGUGACUCUCACCGCAUCAUGUUCAGAGACGAGUACAGCAAAGAUGCAAUCGUUCGGCUAAACGAGGAAUGCCCUGAGGAUGAGAUUAUAUUGAUGAGCACUCCUUGGUGGGAGGAAUAUACCAAACCAGAGAAGCUUUUUAACAAUCUGACCGUCCAAGCAUAUGCUUGUCAUAGUGAACACACUAUGGCAGACAUACCAGUUCGUAUUCUUGGUAAGCCUGAACGACAGUCUGUCCAGUUCGACGAAGAGAUGUUCCAUCGUAUUCGCACUCCAAUCACUCCAGCAAUGGUCGAUCUCCAAGAGUUACGCAAUAUAUACAAGAGCGUCGCAUGGAGUGACUUCAUCCCUCAAAAGCCUUCGUCUAGCAUGAAGAAAGGAUUUUUUGGCGGCUCAGCUGCUGUGCUGGGAAGAGGAUACAACUUCAGCAUACCAGAGAUGAUGGCAGAUCCCAACUUACUGGCAAGAGCUGGACGCUUUCGGCGCCGCUUUUUCGCUGAAAUCAUUGGCGCUACUCUACAACAUAACACGAUUAGUGUUUCACAGCAACAACAGAUGGCUGGUGUAUCGUAUGGGUCCUCACGUCAGGUCGUAGUCAGUGGGCAGGCUGCCUACAUCCUUUGCGCCCUUCUCGCGACUUCCUUCUGUGCGCUUCUGGGUAUCAUCUGGUGGGUACGUCCAACGAAGCGCAAUCUGGGUCUGUACUGCGAUCCUAGUAUGGUGUUGGGGGUCGCUCAGUGGGCGAGCGGCAAUCGCAGCGUGCUCUCCGAAUUCAGAAGGCUGGAUCUGGCCACCAGAAAAUCGUUGAAAGAGGAUCUUACAAAUCGGCUCUUCGUCACUCGCGAGGGAGGGCUCCACGAGCUUGGGGAGAGAGUCAAUUCGGAGAUAACGCCCCCGGACCAGGAAAAGGCUCGAUCGGCCAGAACGACUAAAGGAGAUACCUCUUCUUCUGUACUUCCUGAGUUACGGCUACGCAACAUGGCGUGCCUGUUGCUCUACAUAUCCGGACUUCUGGCAGGAAUGGUGGUCUUGUUCCAGUUUGCGCAACGUUCACAACUUCAUCAAGCCUUCUUUACUUACCGAGCCAACGUCAUGUUAUUUGGCAAUGAAAGCACCAUCUCCCCGUUCGCUAUUAUACCAACUGUGCUUGCUGUAGUUAUUGCUCUGUGGUGGGAGUCUAUUGACAGUACCUGCCGGUCCGUGCAACCUUACAUCAGCAUGUAUAAGGGUGCGGCAACCCCACUUCAGAGCACAGGCCUAGAGCUGCGGCAGGUCCCGCUUACACAGGUAUUGAAAAUAGAGAUCUCCGAGUACGAAUGGGCACACGGACCGUCAAUGGGGCCUAGCAGUAAAGAAUACUCUCUGCUCACGAGCGAUCUUUACGACAUGAAAGCAGACUGGAUGUAUACUGCGAUCAUCCAGACUGCGCUCGGUGGUCCUGCUCCGGCCUGGAGCAAAGACGAUUGGAGCUUUGUACCAAUUUCUCUGAGCCCAGAAAACUUGCUCGAUGCGAUGAAUACAGUACCAGGGCCCGAGGGUGUCACUAUACCUGCAACUCUAAGAUUCCAGACGCCUGCACUUAGAGCUAGGUUGGAUUGCAGCGCAAUUGACAUGGCGAAGAACACCAGCACUUGGAUCACAUUUCAGAAUUCGACGACCAAUACUACCAGCCUUAAGAGCUUCUAUCGGCUUUACGAAAGUAUGUUCAGAGACCCUCAUCGUAAUCUGACGACAAGUGUCACCGCCCAGGGUGUUUCUCCACAAUGUUGUGGCAAUGUCACCGACAGUACUAUUGAAGAACGAACAUACAAUCCGGCAGUUAUUUCCUACUGGACUGAGAACUGGCUUUCGGAUGGCUCAUCGAUCAUUGGCAGAGGUAACAACUUUACGAUCAAGUGGAUUCGCGGGCCCACAAGCUUCGCUGAACUCUCUGGAUAUGCUGGUAUCCGGCACAUGAUUUUCUCUGAAGCCCCUGUCAUGCAAGCCUUGGAUUGCAUGCCGACCUUUGAGGCAAGCGAAGCAGAAGUCCUCGUUGAUCUUACAUCUGGAACCGUUCAGGACUAUCGUAUACUCAGUGCACCCGUUUCCGAUGAUGUAGCAUGGUCUGAUUCGUGGGUCUAUCGCAAUUUGACUGAGAAACCCCCAAUUCAAAAUGGCACUGCCUGGGAUGAGAGGAACUAUUUCGAUGUUAAUGUCACUACGAGCUACGGUAUUUACUUCAUGAAGUCGAUCUUACGUUCAGCAUGUCUAAUGAUGACGGGAUCGUAUCAACUAGGCCAUCCCUCGAAUCAGUACGACGACCGAUUGGACGACAAGGUGUUCAACAUGCGCGAUAAUACAACAGGUCUCAAUAUGGACUUUAUGUCAUACGCGGCUUAUGCUCAAGUCAAGCUCGACCCAACAGCACUUCUAAACGCAGAUGUCUUACUCAACACGUCACGCAAGAUUUUCUCUACGUUCUUCCAACACUUUGCCAACAACAACGUCUCGCCCAAAGACGGCGGUUACGUCUAUCAACCUGCUGGCCUGCAUGACGAUAUGACCCCACCUACAAUCAACUACAAGGACGCAAAACCCUUAACACCCAACGGCGACAUCGCUCCCAGAUUCCAAGACGUCCAUCGCAACACUAACAAAACAACAUCCGCAACUUUGAGCACGCGUGUGGAGAUUCUCCAGAUAAACUCUGUCGCGUUCUGGAUCGCGACCAGCAUCCUCAUCUGGCUCAUCGUCACAAUCACCAUCUUUGCCGCCGUCCAACGCAGAUACUACAGCGGCAUGAUGCGCAACGUCGAAUGCAUCGCCGACGUGCUCGCGUUGAUUGCUGGCAGCGACCAGCUCCUCGCAGCCGUGACAGAGCAGGGCGUCGAUACCAUGCUCACGCAGAACAAGAUUCUGACCCGGCUGGGAUGGUUCAGAGACCCCGACGGCACGAUGAGGUGGCGCAUCGAGGUCGUGCACGGCGAGGAAGGGAUGCGCUUGCGUCCUAUACCGCUUGGUGCGUCUUACACACCUGUAGCUAGAGACGAUGACGAAGACGAGGAGGCGUUGACUUUGAGGGAGGAGGAUCGGGCGGCUCUCGGGGAGCAGUCGGGAGAUGUACGCGUGUAA
Messenger RNA from Boeremia exigua, 3849 nucleotides. RefSeq lists its product as uncharacterized. The transcript is spliced from 3 exons. NCBI's taxonomy places the organism in Eukaryota, Fungi, Ascomycota, Dothideomycetes, Pleosporales, Didymellaceae. The coding region runs from base 1 to 3849 and encodes 1282 amino acids. The record is from RefSeq and is a predicted model, not a curated record.